This is a messenger RNA of Leptonychotes weddellii (Weddell seal), 477 nucleotides long. The record is from RefSeq and is a predicted model, not a curated record. NCBI's taxonomy places the organism in Eukaryota, Metazoa, Chordata, Mammalia, Carnivora, Phocidae.
AUGCCGUGCAGCUAUUAUCCUACAACAGAAAGGCUCCACGAGGAGUUACCACUCAGCCUGGAGGAACUGGAAGAUGUGUUUGAUGCCCUAGAUGCUGAUGGCAAUGGCUUUCUGACACCAGAGGAGUUCACCACUGGAUUUAGUCACUUCUUCUUCAGCCUGAACGAGCCAGGUCAGGAAGAUGCCGGUGAACAGAUGGCCCAGCUCCAGGAAGAGAAGGUGUAUCAGUCCAGAGGGGAAGAGCAUGUGGGCGCCAUGGAUGACGAUGAGGAGACCCAGUUCCAAACGCUGAUGGACAAACUUGGAGCCCAAAAGGGUUUUGAAGAUGAAAGUGAUAUCAAGCAACUCUGGCUACAGCUGAAGAAGGACGAACCUCACUUACUGGCCAACUUCGAGGAUUUCCUGACCAGGACCUUCUCCCAGCUCCAAGAAGCCCAUGAGGAGAAGAACGAACUGGAGUGCGCCUUGAAAAAGUAG